UCUUCUGCAACAAGAUGGCUGUCGUCCCUGAGAGCAGAGUCCUCACUUUCAGCGUCUUCAAAUGGAGCUCCUUCUCCUCCACGUAUCUACCUGAGAAUAUCUUAGUGGAUAAACCUAACGACCAGUCUUCCAGGUGGUCCUCUGAGAGCAACUACCCUCCACAGUUUCUAAUCCUCAAACUGGAAAGGCCGGCGAUCGUUCAGAGCAUCACCUUCGGGAAGUAUGAGAAGACUCACGUGUGCAACCUCAAGAAGUUCAAAGUGUUCGGCGGGAUGAGCGAAGAGAACAUGACGGAGCUUCUGUCAAGUGGCCUUAAGAACGACUACAACAAGGAAACCUUCACCUUAAAGCACAAGAUUGACGAGCAGAUGUUCCCCUGCAGAUUCGUCAAAAUAGUGCCUCUGAUGUCCUGGGGUCCCAGUUUCAACUUCAGCAUCUGGUACAUCGAGCUGCACGGCAUCGAAGACCCGGACGUGGUGCAGCCCUGCCUUAACUGGUACAGCAAGUACAGAGAACAGGAAGCCAUCCGCCUCUGCCUCAAGCACUUCCGGCAACACAACUACACCGAGGCCUUCGAGUCGCUGCAGAAGAAGACCCGGAUCGCGCUGGAGCACCCCAUGCUCACCCACCUCCACGACCGGCUGGUGCUGCAGGGGGACUUCGACGCCUGCGAGGAGCUCAUCGACAAGGCCGUGCGAGACGGUUUGUUCAACCAGUACAUCAGCCAGCAGGAGUACAAGCCCAGGUGGAGUCAGAUCAUCCCCAAAUGCAACAAAGGUACAAGCGCCCAAGAAAUCAACAGAGACGACAUGAACAGUGACGCCGACGACAACCGGCCGGGCAUGAGGGGAGGACAUCAGAUGGUCAUUGACGUGCAGACGGAGACGGUGUACCUGUUCGGCGGCUGGGACGGGACUCAGGACCUGGCCGACUUCUGGGCCUACAGCGUCCAGGAGAACCAGUGGGCCUGCAUCUCCAGAGACACGGAGAAGGAGAGCGGCCCGAGCGCCCGCUCCUGCCACAAGAUGUGCAUCGACUCGCAGCGGCGGCAGAUCUACACGCUGGGCCGCUACCUGGACUCCAGCGUGCGGAACAGCAAGUCCCUGAAGAGCGACUUCUACCGCUACGACAUCGACGCCAACAGCUGGACGCUGCUGAGCGAGGACACGUCGGCGGACGGCGGGCCCAAGCUGGUCUUCGACCACCAGAUGUGCAUGGACUCGGAGAAGCACAUGAUCUACACGUUCGGCGGCCGCAUCCUGACCUGCAACGGCAGCGUGGAGGACAGCCGCACGUCGGAGCCGCAGUUCAGCGGCCUGUACGCCUUCCACUGCCAGGCCGCCGCCUGGAGCCUGCUGCGGGACGACUCCUGCAACGCCGGGCCCGAGGACGUGCAGUCCCGCAUCGGACACUGCAUGCUGUUCCACACGAGGAACCGCUGUCUGUACGUGUUCGGAGGUCAGAGGUCGAAGACCUACCUCAACGACUUCUUCAGCUACGACGUGGACGGAGACCACGUGGAGAUCAUCUCCGACGGCACCAAGAAGGACUCGGGAAUGGUGCCCAUGACGGGCUUCACCCAGAGAGCCACCAUCGACCCCGAGCUCAACGAGAUCCACGUCCUGUCCGGACUCAGCAAGGACAAGGACAAGAGGGAGGAGAACGUCCGCAACUCCUUCUGGAUCUACGACAUCGCCCGCAACAACUGGUCGUGUGUUUAUAAGAACGACCAGGCGGUGAAGGAAAACCCGAGUAAAGCUCUGCAGGAGGAGGAGCCGUGUCCGCGCUUCGCACACCAGCUGGUCUACGACGAGAUGCACAAAGUGCAUUACCUGUUCGGGGGGAACCCCGGGAAGUCCUGCUCCCCCAAGAUGCGCCUGGACGACUUCUGGUCCCUCAAACUGUGCCGGCCCUCCAAGGAGUACCUGCUGCGCCACUGCAGAUACCUCAUCAGGAAGUACAGGUUUGAAGAGAAGGCCCAGUCGGAGCCGCUGAGCGCCCUCAAGUACCUGCAGAACGACCUGUCGCUCACCGUGGACCACACGGACCCGGACGAGACCAAAGAGUUCCAGCUCCUCCCGUCGGCUCUCUUCAAGUCCAGCUCGGAUUUCAUCCCUCUGGGCUUCUCGGACGUCGACCAGACCUACGCUCAGCGGACGCAGCUCUUCGACACGCUGGUCAACUUCUUCCCGGACAGCAUGACGCCGCCGAAGGGCAACCUGGUAGACCUCAUCACGCUCUAGCCCCGCCCCCUGUACUGCCCCCUGCUGGCGGGCUCCACACUGUACACCCAGCUCGCCACACACACCUGCUGCUGAAACAACACUGUGCCAGCUGGACCCGGCAGCCCCAGGUGUGUGUGAGAGUGUGAGAGAGUGUGUGUGUGUGUGUGCGUGUGCGUGUGCGUGUGUUUCCUCAGACCACACUAAGCCCCUCUAAACUCUGCCAAACAUCACUUUAUACUUUCUGUCUUCACUUGAUUUUCCUUCAAGGAAAAGUUUACGCCAAAAAGAGGAUUUGCACACUUGUUGGAUUUUUUUUUUUUUUUUUUUUUGGAUUUAUUUUGAAAGAGAUGUUCGUGAAGCGGACGCCUCCCCUCCGAGACCCUUCAGCUCUCAUUAUUUAUUGGACUCCUCUGCGUCCCGAUGAAUUGGUUUGCUCGCUUCUCUCGCCAGAUGCAAAAAAACUUUAAAAAAAUGGAAAAAGAACUGAAAAAAAGAGAAAAAAAAUCAACAAUUUUACUCGUGUUGUAGGACUAGUAGAGGAAUGAUAAGAGUUUAAUAUAUAUCUGAGUAUCCACUCCCCUGUGCAGCUGGCUGAGCCCAGGCCAGCCUCUCCUCUGAUCACUGUAAUUUAUCCGAUUUGUACAGAAGAUGUAAAUACACAGAGGAGCUUUUUCCACAGGGGGAGCUGAUCUUCCGCCGGCUGGUCUCCUUUUCUUGUCCCGUCUCCUCUGUAAAAGCCAAUCAGGGUGGUUCAUCCCUCUCGACGCCCCGGAACUCUCAUUCAGACUCGGACGGAGCUGACCCUGACCCUGAGUCAGGCAUGGAAGCUGGUCAGAGAGGCGGCAGACCGAAGCUGCACACUAAACAAUGAUGGUUUCAGCUCUCAGGAGGAAACUGAAUCCCUGGUGAAAUAAGCGUCUAACACUAUAAAUGUAACAGUGGGAGACUCUGAAGGAGUCAAGCGCCUCGUUCUGCUGGAAGAAUCCAUAAAACCACUGGUUUUUAAUUCAUUAUCAUGAUUUCCUCCUAAUAAGACAACUUUGUAACUUCAGUAAAGACCAACAACCAAAUAAGAAUGGAAUUGGUGAGAUUAGACUGGAUUAGAGAAUCUUAGACUUUCUGCUCCAAAGCGUCUAAAAGAAUCAGAAACUACCUGAAACCUGGAUUUACACGCAGCGUGUAUCAAGCAUCAGGGUUUUUCAUGAACUUCUGACCUUUUCCCCUCAUCACAGGUCCGAAUCAUCAUAAUCCAGCUUUUGGAAAAAGCUUUUCUUUAUGAUACUAAUGUAGAAAUCAUAAUUUAGACUUUUUAAGAUGCGUCUGUUCUGGUCCGGUUUACUUUAAGAUGAACUCACACACAUACGAGUCAAAGACGUGCGAGAACUCCAAGAAUAAAUGAUCUUUUCCAUUGAGACACUAUUUAUUCAGCCGAAACACGACUUUGAGCGGCACAUUUACUAACUUACAAUUGCACUUAUUUUGAAAUUAAAGGACUAUGCUGGCUGGUGUUUCACAAGGUUUCAGGAUUUCCCAGAAUAAGAGUCACGCACUUCCCCCUGAUAAUUCCACUUUAUAAAAAUAAGAGAGGAAAAAAAACAACUUUUUUUUUUCAAAGCGUUAACACUAGCAUCCCAAAGCUAACAGCUGGGACGGUAUGAGCGUUUGGUGCUUUUUCAUGGCUGUGGUGAACUUCCUGCUUUAAAUGACCACUGACUGUUGACGUCUUCUGGCGCGCUCUCUGCAGACGCCCCUCAUUUCUAAUGUGAUUACGCUGUGAAAUGACCUGAAAGCUUUUUCAUUCGACUCUCGCUUGUAGAGAAGCAGAUGGCGGGAACGGGGUUUUCUGUCCUGUAGCGUUCGUCGAGCUGAGAAGAUCGAUACCACACUCAUGUAUGUUGUGAAGCUACGUGUAGCAAAGCUGUUAGCAUAGCUUAGCAUAAAGACAGGAAGUGAUCAGAGUAUUUCCUGUUACUCUGAACCUUUUUAUAGAAGAUUGUUGCUGCUGUCAAAUCAGAGAUUAUCGUUCUCCUGUUAGCUUGGCAGUGAAUUGGACAAACUAUUGCUAGUAAGGCUGUUAGCUUAGCAUAAAGUCUGGACGUCACAGAACUUACGCUUGAUUGUGAUCUUCAGCUUUCACAUUGAGCCACCUCACUCCUCCAGCCAAUAACAUUGUUAGCAUAGCUUAGCAUCAACACUGGAGGUAUGCAGAGAAUUACCAAUCCCACCCCUCAUACAUCCUGUUAGCUUAGCAUAGAGAAGCAGAGUGGAAUUCUGGGAAAUAUGUUUCAUCUUCUUUAGCUCAGCUGAGGUGAUUCAGUACUUUAUUUUGCUUAUUUCUGCUUCCGCUAGCUGCCUGCUAGCAUUUGAUUUGAGUGUGGCGUCGUCUGGCAAAAGAAGACGAGUCUUUGUAGCAGACAGACGGCGGUGUGGUCCAGACGGCGGUGCGGUCCUUUAGCGUGAAGCGUCCGCCGUCUCCACGCCAAAGCGUGAUCCGGACACGCCCUCUCCUGUACGACAGCGUGGAACUCAGACCUCCUCAGGAUGUUGUUUACUGUGCUCAUCAUCGCAUCGCUGCGAGGAAAGUUACUGCUAUGUGUGUGCGAAAGAGAGUGUGUGUUUGUGUGUGUGUGUGUGUGUGUGUGUGUGUGUGUGUGUGUGUGUGUGUGUGACCUUGUGAGGAGAGUACGAGCCAGUAGGAUCUUCAUGCUAACAGGGUCAUUUCAGGAUGGCGGCGGGGUUUUCAGGCUCCCAGCACUUGUCGUAGCAUUUUUUUUUUGUGCCACAUUAAAGAUGAAUUAAAAGCACCUUUUUUUCUCCCCACCUUUUCAAAAUAAAAGAUCCCACAAUGCCAAAUACUGCAUUUAAUCCUCUGUGGCUGUGUUUGCGUGGAGCCUGUCGGGACGGGACCGGGGACUCGGACUCUUGGGGCCGGUACUCUCAGACCAGUGCGCACUACUCUGUGGAUACAGUGAAUGUGUAGGAACCCUUGUAGUAUUGCAUUGUAUGUAAUGUACAUAAUGAAUAAAGAUUGUAUUUUGUUGAACUUUU
Molecule: messenger RNA, 5273 nt
Organism: Salarias fasciatus (jewelled blenny)
Lineage: Eukaryota; Metazoa; Chordata; Actinopteri; Blenniiformes; Blenniidae
Gene: mkln1
Product: muskelin 1, intracellular mediator containing kelch motifs
Exons: 17
Coding region: 15-2243 (742 amino acids)
Cellular component (GO): cytoplasm
Molecular function (GO): protein binding
Source: RefSeq, a predicted model, not a curated record